Molecule: messenger RNA, 15895 nt
Organism: Pecten maximus
Lineage: Eukaryota; Metazoa; Mollusca; Bivalvia; Pectinida; Pectinidae
Exons: 21
Coding region: 187-10587 (3466 amino acids)
Biological process (GO): protein ubiquitination; Notch signaling pathway
Source: RefSeq, a predicted model, not a curated record
AUAACCGACCGGAUUUCCUACUUUCACUUUCGUUUGUCAAGGAUAUAAAUCGUCAGCGAUCAUAGAUCAUGCGCAUAUCACAGAAAUGGCGAGAAGAUCUAGACCUGUAAUACUGUAGACGUCUCAUUUGAGAUGGAGAAGAUUAAACCCAGGAGUAACAUGUGAGUGGCAUAAAAGAUACUGACCAUGGCUUCAGACAAUUCUUCAAUUCAAGACCCAAAACGUUUAGAAGGUAAUGGAGACCCUGAAGCUGUGUCCGACCAAUCACAUUCUCAACCCCUGUAUAGCACGAGUGAGGAAGAGAAAUCAAAGACUAGUCGACUUGAUUUCUCCAUGAUUAGCAGUUACAGCUCAAGCUUUGAAGUCUUAUCUAUGAGCACAACUGAGAGUGAAGAUACUUCAUCAUCUGCUUUUGGUUGGGAUGAACAAAAACCUCAAGUACUGGACAGAGAUGGAUUUGAAGGAGAAAAUUUAGGAAAACUGAUGGAAAAUCAAAAUUUUACAGAUGAUGGAAAAGACCAACAACUUGGUAACUCCCUGUCAGAAUCUUCUAGACCAAAUACGGGCAAGGAGCCAGAUAAUGAAGAAAUGUCUCGAAUAAGAAGCGAGUCAUUUGAUGAAAGUUUGGUUGUUCUUGGACAAGGUGAUAUGAGUAACUCAAUAUUGUCCAAACAGUCCACUAGCUCCAGUGAAGAUGGUGACAACAGACAAGACACACCAGAAAGUAAAACAACAUCAGAGGAAAAAGAUAGCCCUGCUGUGGACAGUACGGACGUGAAAGAUGAAUCAUUAGGUGAAAGUUUGGUUGUUCUUGGAACAGGCGAUUUUGAGAACUCAUUGUCAACAGAGGUCAAUCCACUCCCUGUAACUGACAGGAUGAUUGCUGGUCUGGUUGAUUCCACAAUUGAGGUGUCACAUGGCGAAAAUGUGGAUAAUAUCCAUAAAACAGCAGAGUUUCCACGGACCAAAAGUCUAGGGGAAGCUGGAAAAAUCAGGCAAGAAUUGGAGUCUGCAGUAAAAUCUGAUUCUGAUGAGAAAAUAUUGUGUAGGGAGGAAGACAAAAAGAUGGAUAUGUCUAGUAGUACUGAACCAAAUGAGGAAAUGAGGAAGACUAAAACAACAUUGGAUUCAGCACAAGCUUCACAGCAUCUAAAUAGAAAUGAAGAAAGAUGGGAUACAGAUGUUGACCUGGACAAGGAUUCCGCAGAUCAAACAGAGCAUGAGGUAUCACAGAUGUUUAGGAAGAUAGAGAAGCCAGAUUCUCCAGAAUCUGGCCCCACGUUACCUGAUAGUCCUAAAUUGGAUCCAGAUAUGGAUAACAUUGCUUCCUUAAGUGGGUCAAAAAGUGACAGCUUGGUCAUACUGAAACUAUCACAUGAACAGCCAACCACAGGUAAAGUUGACCCUUUAGAUGAUUCUAGCUCUGACGUCCAUAAUGAUACGUCAAACCCUGGCUUUGACAAACAACAAAUUCAAAUUUCUGAGCUGAAUGACAAAGAAGGAAGCUUGGAUGAGUAUAGCAAAAGUGGAUCGCUGAGUGAUAGCUUGGUUGUAAUACAAAGAGAUGAAGUUGAAAGUGCUGUACCCAAAGGAGUUUCUGCAGCAGACAAGAUCAGUGCGGACCAAGAGGAUGAUUCAGAACAGACAGAAGAAAGGGUUAAAUCCAUUAGCGGCUUGGAGCCUGCAAGCUACCACAUAAGAGUGGAUGAAACACAGAUUGGACUGACACAUAAAGUUGUCGAAAAUAUUGUAGAAUCUAUGUCAAGCUUUCAGGCACGGAGGUUUAGUGACCAAGCGGCAUAUGGUUAUUGUCACAAAGAAUCUCGUGAAGAACUUUCCAAAGAUGCUGGUAACUAUGAACGCAACAACAGUCUUGAGGGAUCAUGUGUCUCAACGGACAGUUUCGCAAUUCUAUCAGACUCAAUGUCAGAAAGUUAUCUUGCUUCUGAGGCAGAAUUGAACCAACUUCGAUCAGACUUGACCUUUACUGACAGAGAUGUACCUGUGAUUGAACACUUUCAGGGCAAUGAAGAAGAUCCUGAUGGAAAGGAUGCAAGCUUUGUACUUGACAUAAGUGAAAGAGCAAAUAUGACAGAAAUGGAAAUGAGCAAACUGAACAUCAAACAAAAACAAUUCACAAAAAAAAUGAAGGACAUUGAAAGAUACCAGGAAGAUCCUGAUACGUUAGAGAAAAACAUUGAAAUUGAAAAUGAACCAAAGGUCAAUUCAAGUUUUGUAGAUGAUGGAUCAAUGGACAGAAUCACAAAAUCAGGCACAAUAUUUGAAAAUGUGGAUCCUGACUUUUCCAAGUCUGAACCCAACAGAGAAAUUCAUGUGGAAAGAAGAAGAGAUUCACCUUACCCAUCAUUUUCAUCAGGAAGUAGCAUUUCAUUGACAAGUUUCGUCAUCUUAGAUGACAAUGGAAGAUCAGAGUCAUUAAGAAGUUCAAACCUUGAAAGAGAAAGAGAGCAAACUGAUGAAUAUUUAUCAGAUAAACUUGUAGCAGACCCAGACAAAGUUGACCAAUCUACAAUGUGCAUUGUAGACGAAGAUGGAGUAAUCAUGAAGAGUGAUGAUCAGAUGAAGGGUGAUGAUCAGAUGAAGGGUGAUGAUCAGAUGGAGGGUGAUGAUCAGAUGAAGGGUGAUGAUCAGAUGAAGGGUGAUGAUCAGAUGGAGGGUGAUGAUCAGAUGAAGGGUGAUGAUCAGAUGAAGGGUGAUGAUCAGAUGGAGGGUGGUGAUCAGAUGAAGGGUGAAGAUCAGAUGAAGGGUGAUGAUCAGAUGAUCAUCAGUGAAUCUGGAAUGAAAAUGGACAAAAAUGAUUCCAUGAACUUGGGCAAUGGAAGCAAAAUAUACAGAUCUUCUAGCUUACAAGCAAAUAGAGAUCGUGAUGUCAGAGCAGAUCAACAGGAGGAAAUUGAUAUGAUAAUGUCUACAUCAGCAAAUGAGGAUACAGAUGAACAAGUUGCUGUUGAUACUAAAGAGAAAGAAGUGCUUCAGCUACUCGGUGACAAGAAUUUGACUGAAAAAGAUUCAGCAAACUUGCAGAAUGAUUUAGACAUUUUAGUGGAAGCUGCGAAAUUUGAGGAAGAAACCCGAAGUAAGAAAGAAAAAGAAGACAGAGAACAAGAAACAAAAUGCCAAAAUGAGGAUAGAAUUGUAGCCCACACCCAGAGUUCAAGCAUUGAGGAAGAUCAAAUGGAUUCUCUGCCUAUGAAUGUAAGCUUUCCUUCCUUGGGUGACUUCUCUUUGUUGGAACCUUUUCAAGACAUAGUAAUGAGUGACAGUGAAACUCAGAAAGCCACUACAGAUGAGCACAGGGAUGUUUACAAGCAAUGUGACGAAACAUCUUAUGAAGGACAAAUAGGUCCAAAGUCAAGCAAAGGUCUCCCGGAAAAAUGGCACGAUUUAAAAGCUGCAAACGAGCAAGAUAAAAGUAAUCUUGAGUGGAUGGAUUCAAAACCUGAGGUGUUGUUCCCAGACCAAGACAAGCUUGAUCAUGACACAGAUUCUAAAACCUUCCAUAACACGGAAUCAUCUGAGAUGGACAAACUUGAUCAUGACACAGAUUCUGAAAGCUUCCAAAACAUAGAAUCAUCAGAGAUGGGCAAACUUGAUCAGGACACAGAUGCUAAAGGCUUCCAAAUGACAGAAUCAUCAGAGAUUGGCAAACUUGAUCAAGACACAGAUGCUAAAGGCUUCCAAAACACAGAAUCAUCAGAGAUUGGCAAACUUGAUCAAGACACAGAUGCUAAAGGCUUCCAAAACACAGAAUCAUCAGAGAUGGGCAAACUUGAUCAGGACAUAGAUUCUGUUGUUUUUCAAAAUGUAGAAACAAUAGAGAUAGAAAAAGAAAACUUUGACCAGCAGAAAGAAGAGUCUGGCUACACAAACAGAAAGUGCAGUAAUGAAGAUCCAGUGGAAUCCGGUGAACUAUCCAAUAUGGAUACCAGUAAUGAUGGAAUCCAGCCAAACAUUCCUUCAGGUCUGGAAUAUGAUAAGCAAACAGAUGGCCAUGCGGAGGAAGAAGAGGAUACCACUCUAACUCUGGAGGAAACUGUCCAGAAUGGAGCAGACCAAACUGAUCUCACAGCUGGAAAACUAGCCGAGGACACUGGGGCAGCAGUUGAAUGGUACCAUGAACCUGUCACAAUCUAUGUGUUGCGUGAAUGGUCCGAGUUUGAAGACCAGAAGUCCAAAGUACGAAAAGACCAACAAACCAUUACAAAAAGCUGGAUUGAUGUUGAAAAAGUGAGAUUUUUGUUCAAUAGCUUUCAUUUGUCAGUACUCUUGAAGGCUAAGUUAUCCAGUGAUACCUCUGUAGUUUUUGAUGAUUUAAAAACACACAUGUACAUUUCAAACAAAGGACCACCCUUCAAUUCAGCAGAUCAAUAUCACAGCUGGUGGUUGGAAACAAUACAUGCUGUAUUUGAAACAGUUGAUGAGAUUUCAGCAUAUCUUUGUAACAUUGACUACGCAACCAAAGAAUCUACUAUUGAAGCAGUGAAAAGACUGACUUACGCAAAUGUCAAAGUUAAAUCGACCAAGAUUCCUGAAACAUUUCUGGUAUUAGGGACUGCAAAUAUUGGGAGCACUUUGCACAUGAUACAAAACCAUGAUGGCCAUAACCGCCUCGUAUUGGCAAGUUACAUGAGAGAGGUGAAGGUGGUACAGAUUUCACAGCAGUGGACAAGAUGGUGUAGACAUCUUGCAGAAACAAAACAGAAAUUUGAGGAGACCGGUAUCCUUGGUAUUCAUGCAAACGAAGACAAUAACUAUACAUACCUGGUCGUAGAUAUCUGUCACCAAGCUGAAAUUCAAAAAGAUCCAUUGUACAUCGAACAGGUGCUACAAACAUCAUCUGAACAGGCAAUAUUCGAACUCCCUGAAGGAGAGUAUAAGCUGUUGUCUGGUAACGAGGCCAAGCGCUACAUAGAUCAUCACAAACUGAAGGACAUGACAUAUCAUUGGAUUGUUAGGAGAGACGGAAGUGAUUACAAGCUUCUCGUAUUGGCAGACACUCAAGAGAUUGCUAAAGAGGUUGAGACUUUGAUCAAGUCAAGUGUGAAGAGGUUGGUUAUCAAGAAACCAGGAACAAAACAUUAUCAAAAGCUUGAAGUAAUGAAAAAGCAGUUCGGAGAUAAAUUGUUCUGGUUAGAAGACAACAUGACAGAGAUGAUAUAUGUGUAUAUCACAGAGGACAUUUUGGAUCAGGUUGAUGAAACUAUCGAAAUGCUGGGUGGGAAAAAAUCAGGAUCAGUGGAAGAGGAAACUGCUACCUCUAAUAUCCAUGUCGCAGAAUAUGAUAGAAUCAAAUUCUUAUACAAAUUUGUGAAGGAUGACAUUAUGCAAAUGAGAAAUGAUUUUCAGGUGACUGUUUUAUUCCAAGAUGUUUCCCGUGACCUGACUGUUAUCAAAAUCAGCGGGAAAUUAGAGAAGGUGCGAGCUGCUUGUUCUGAGAUACAGGGCAUUGUAGAUGACAUUCAUUCAUUUCAGCACCCAAAUGUAGAAUUACAUAUCCCUCAGAUUCAGAUAGACAAAGUCAGGGACCUUAGAUUGGUGAACAGAUGUGUAAUCGCCACUCACACAGUAGACUCAGAGGAGCUGGAUGAUGACCAGUUGAGCUUUGACAACUUCCCCAACAAAAAGACUACUAUUCCAUCAAAAUGGUGGACCUGUGGACAAGCUCGAGUUGGAUUUGUCACGGGCCCUGUGAGCAGUGUGGCGGCUGGCACCCUUAUAAAUCUGGUGCCGAGUCUUUUACAACCUUCAGAUGCUAAGCAGAAUACAAUUUUUGUUCCGCCGCCCGAUGAAGGAAAGUCAAAAGACUACUUGUCCUCAUCAAUUGAGUCAGUAAUUAAAGGAUUGUCAGUGAAUGGAGAGAAAUCAGUUGCUGUCAAUCUACAUAAUCGCUAUGGUUGGUCAUUCCAAAAGUUCCUCAAAAUGGCAUUACAUGCCAUAGGAGUGCUGUGGAACUCUCCUGGAUCAGGAUGUGGUGAAAUGGACAUUGUACUGGCUGUUCCAACUGAUGAGGAGUUCUGCUCAGCAUGUACAAUCAUUGAGUCUUCAGGUUUACUGAGUAGCAAGGGACAAGAUCCUCCAAAGGUGUUGGUGAUUAAAGGAGAUGUUACAAAGGAACAGACUGACGUGAUUGUGAACACUGCAAGCAAAGACCUAAAUCUUUCGCAUGGCGCUGUUUCUAAGGCCUUGUCUGGUAGAGCAGGGCCGCAGUUACAGCAGGAGUGCAAGAGAAAAUACCCAAAUGGCAUCAAGUACGGUGAAUUGGCUGUCACGGAAGGAUAUCAGCUUAACUGCAGAAAAGUAUUCCAUGGUGCUUUUGACUCUUUUACUAAACGCAGACAAGCAGAAAGAAAAGAGACUGUCGGAAAAUUUGUGACAAAAUGCCUGGAGAAAGCAAAUGAAUUAGGCAUGUGUUCGAUAUCGUUUCCCGCCAUCGGGACUGGUAUCUUGGGUUAUCCAUCUUCUAUGGUGGCUAAGGAGAUGUUACAGAGGAUCAGACGCUUUAUGAUGGAUUCCAGAACGACCUGUCUGAGGAAAGUAAACAUAGUCAUCUAUCCAAGCGAUGCUAGUGCUUUUUCGGAUUUUACAGAAGAAAACUCAUUUGCAGGUAAUGAAUCCUCUGUGGAUCAGCAACUGGAAAGUGAACCGGUCGAAAUCAGAAAAUGGCAGACAACAUCUCUGUGUAAAGUGUUCUUCAGAGUUACAUGCAGUGCUGGUGACAAGAUGAUUCUGGUGUCAAAAAUUGAUGCUAUACUGAAGGAUCUACCCUACCUUGGCCUAGAUCAUGGUAACAAUGAUUCCACCAGCAAGGAUCUGGAAUCAGAAUCGUCACAGAACAGAAGUGCUGGUCAUGAGGAGAUCCCUUCUUUUCCAGACCAACAAGAUGAAGAGUUAGAAGAUAUGAUAGCAACCCUCAAGGAAAGUAGAAGCGAGACUAGAACCUUACAUCAUUUUAACAGGUUGACCUCCAACGCACGCUGCUGUGUUGUCAUCCAAUCACAAAACACUAGAACAGGUGUGUGGAGUUGGCUUGAACGUGACGUUGGAAUCAGACCAGUCGGCAUUGCCUGGCCAUAUAGAAACAAUGUCUGUGAAGCUCUUGUCACAUGUACCAACAUAACAGAUGCUGAAAAAGUCCUUGGACAACAAAGUGCUGAUUUCCAGGCUUCAAUGCUGGAACAACAGGUUUUAUUCAAUGUCUGUGCAUCAGUGGACCCACAAUUUGUAUCCAAACAUGAUGAGAUAGAAGAAAACAGCGGGGUCACUCUGAAUGUUGAUAGCUCCGGUAUUUGUCAGCUGGUUGGAAAUUUACCUCAGAUCGAGGCUGCCAAUGAGUACAUCAUUUGCAAGCUUCAGGAUAAAACGAGAAGCUUUGACAACUCCAGCGAGUGUUAUGUGGAUGGAAUUACUGCAGAUGUUUACAAGGCAUUCCUGUUUUUCUUCCACAAUAAUCCAACUUACAACCGUUACAAAGUCAGUUUGAACUCUAUCAGAUAUUCUGAAGUUGACAGAACAAUUUACUUUAAAGGGAGCAAGGAGUUUUGCAUGGAUUUAAAACAUGAACUUAGUCAAAUGAAAACUGACAUAAUUUGUGACCAGAUUGAUGUAGAAGGUCGACAUUGUAAGACAGAACAUGCGAAAGGGGUUGUGAUGAAGGUCUUAAACAGUCAAUAUGAUGUUUUAUUCAAUGUCUGUGCAUCAGUGGACCCACAAUUUGUAUCCAAACAUGAUGAGAUAGAAGAAAACAGCGGGGUCACUCUGAAUGUUGAUAGCUCCGGUAUUUGUCAGCUGGUUGGAAAUUUACCUCAGAUCGAGGCUGCCAAUGAGUACAUCAUUUGCAAGCUUCAGGAUAAAACGAGAAGCUUUGACAACUCCAGCGAGUGUUAUGUGGAUGGAAUUACUGCAGAUGUUUACAAGGCAUUCCUGUUUUUCUUCCACAAUAAUCCAACUUACAACCGUUACAAAGUCAGUUUGAACUCUAUCAGAUAUUCUGAAGUUGACAGAACAAUUUACUUUAAAGGGAGCAAGGAGUUUUGCAUGGAUUUAAAACAUGAACUUAGUCAAAUGAAAACUGACAUAAUUUGUGACCAGAUUGAUGUAGAAGGUCGACAUUGCAAGACAGAACAUGUGAAAGGGGUUGUGAUGAAGGUCUUAAACAGUCAAUAUGAUGUUCAACUCAGCAUACCACAGGAAGAUACCCCAAAAGUCAUUAAUCUCAUUGGACUGGACAGGAACAAGGUACAAGCCAUGAAAUACCAGGUCUUGGAAUCUAUUGGAAUGACAAGCAGCAGACGGAGCAGGCGAUUCGAUUGUGGGCUAUUUUCUUUAUCCCGCAGACCAGACCCACCACCAAUAUUACCGCCACCACCAAAUGCCAGGUGUUACUAUUUGGGAGACAAUAUGACAGUUCUAGCAUAUGAGGGAAACAUCCUGGGUCUGAAUGUUGAUGGUAUCGUGAAUGCUGCAAAUGAAUUGCUAGAUCAUGGUGGAGGAGUUGCCUGUGCAAUAUCGGAUGCUGCAGAUAUUCAACGUGAAUCAACCGAAUAUGUAAGAAAAAAUGGUAAAGUUCGAGUUGGGACAUCUUGUCACACUUCAGCCGGUGAUCUGAAACAUUACAAGUACAUCAUUCACUCCGUUGGGCCACGAUGGAAACCAAAAGAGCAGGCUGUAUGUGAACAACAUCUCCAGGACGCUGUAUUGUCAUGUAUUCUGGAAGCUGAAAAACUGCAGUUGGCAUCUGUAGCAAUCCCAGCUAUCAGUGCAGGAAUAUUUUCAAUGCCCUCUGAAUUGUGUGUCCAGCAAUAUUACUUUGGAGUAAAAAGAGCCUGGUCAAUGUUACAGAGGCAAACAUCACGCUUUUUGAAAGAAAUUCAUUUCGUGGACAAGAAUGCCAAAAUCAUGCAUGCAAUUCAAGCUCAAUUUGAUUCCCUUAUGCAAGGAUUACACUUGAAUCAAUCUGUACCAGUUAUUCACCAACAGACGCACUCCGAACUGCAGAACAAGGGGCGGCAGAUACCCUCAUCAUCAGCUUUCGACAGUGGGAAUACUGACUAUGGUAUUCAGGGAGCUCGACCAAAGGCCUGUCCUUUAUACCCCUACAAGGAAUUCAACAAUAGACAUGGUAUUGGUCAAACAACCUUCCAUUUAACCCCUGUAGUUAGAAUACAUGUCUACACCUGUGACAUUUUGGCAACUAGAGUUGGUGCUAUUGUUUGUGGACAAGAUAAAGCUCUACAGAGCAGAAGCAGAAUAGCCUCUCGGAUUCUGGAAGGUGAGCUUUCUGGAAAAGAUUUCAAGAAGGAAAUCGCUGAAAUAAAACGGAAUAGAAAGCCAAAAAUAAAACCUGGUGAUGUUUUCUGUAUACCAAUCAGUGGAUUUGAUGCUCACUUACUUCUUAUGGUAAUUUGUCCGAGUGUGAUGGCUGGUGUACCACUUGGCAAAUGUAAAGAAGAAAUCAGGACAUGCACACAAAACAUUUUCCAGAAAACAAGUGACAUGGGUCUACAGUCCAUUGCCCUUCCUGUGCUUGGUUCAGGCAACGAUGUGCGCAAGGCUGGAGACAUUGCCAAUAUUAUCAUGGAGGCUAUUCUGAAAUUUGCUCAGAAUGCACAUGCAGCAAGCCAUCUUAGAGAUAUACAUUUUGUGAAUCAUGAUCCCAAAGUCACACAAGUUAUCAUGAAAAUGUUUGAGGAUCAUGUGACAUCAGAAAGUGCACGCAUUCCACAGUCGAAUCGACCUAAAGUUUACCCGGGUAUUGCUCGUCGUCAACAACCGCCAUCAACACGUGAAACAGAACCAGAUAUUUUCAGUCAUCAUUACCAAAACGAAUGGCAAAGUCGCUCAAAUGAAAACUACUUAUCUGAAAAGAAACCAUACACUGAGGACAGGUACCCAGCUGAAAUGCAAAGACAGACCUAUGACCAAACUCAACUAGGAGCGAACUCAACCGAACAUUACCAAUCUGAACUGGGUCAAACAAAACAGAGAGUAUAUGAGGACUGUGUGAUUUGCAUGGAGACUGUCACAAGUGACAAUGUGAAAACGCUUCCAAAAUGUAGCCACUCCUUUCAUCCAGAAUGUAUUGAUGAACAAUUUAAACACAAGCCUGUGUGUCCAACAUGUGGUGCCAUACAUGGUGUCAUUACAGGAAAUCAACCUCGGAGUGGAAAAAUAAACUGUGAAAUUAAGGAAGGCUCUUUGCCUGGGUUUGACAGAGACAAACAACAUUUUUACAUCAGAUACAGCUUUCCCGAUGGCAUUCAAGAGAGGGACCACCCAAACCCAGGACUACCUUACAAAGGAACCAGUAGGGCCGCUUAUCUCCCCUGCAACCCUGAAGGAAGAAAAGUGCUCGAUAUGUUGAUGAUCGCCUUCAGAAGACGUCUGACCUUUACGAUAGGACACUCAAGGACAACUGGGGAAGAGAAUGUAGUCACGUGGAACGAUAUCCACCACAAAACAAACAAAUAUGGUGGCCAACAACAAUUUGGCUACCCAGAUCGAGAGUACCUUGCACGGGUGACGGAGGAGUUAGCAGCGAAGGGAGUUACGAAGGCAGACAUUGAGUAGAAGUGACAGUGAAGAAGGACAAUCUUACAAUGUUUGAGGAUUAUAUGGCAAAACAACUUAAUGGUCAUCCAGUCAGCAUAAUUGCAUUCAAUAAUAGAUUGGGGCUGAUUAGUGGUAUUAUUAUAUUAUAGGAGUACGAGGAAGGUUGUGGUGCCAUUAAAAGUUUUUUUUUACUUUAUUUUCACAGCGAUUCGAGUUUUGUUGUUGCAUGAUGAUUAAUUAUUUUUAUGUCAGGAAUUAUUUUAAUACCCUUUGUUCAAUUUUUUCACUGAAGGAAAGUACAUACUGUAUCUUAAUGUACUUUAGUUUGUUUUGUUUUGUUUUUUUGAAGUAAAUAACCAUAUUUCUAAGCAAGACUUCAUACAAAGUUUCUAAUUAUUAAGGACCAAGAUCGGAAGAAACUUAUAAUUCACUCGAUAAAAGGAUGAUACUUAUUUUUCUAGGUAUAUAAAUGUAUAUGUUUAGGUGUCCUUUGAAAAUAAAUGUUACCUUAAGAGCCCGAAAAAGGGCCGCUGCUUGUUAGUGGUAUCUUUAUGUUAUAGCAGAAGGCUGUGGUGAUGUUAUUUUUUUCACAGCGAUUUGUUUGUUUUGUUGUGUUCAGUGUGUCAGUAUCAGGAGGGAUUUAUUGGAAUCAGGGUGUCAGUAUCAAGAGGAUUUACUGGAAUCAGGGUGUCAGUAUCUGGAGGGAUAUACUGGUAUCAGGAGGAUUUACUGGAAUCAGGGUGUCGGUAUCAGGAGGGAUUUACUGGAAUCAAGGUGUCAGUAUCUGGAUGGAUUUACUGGAAUCAGGGUGUCAGUAUCAGGAGGAUUUACUGGAAUCAGGGUGUCAGUAUCAGGAGGGAUUUACUGGAAUCAGGGUGUCAGUAUCAGGAGGAUUUACUGGAAUCAGGGUGUCAGUAUCAGGAGGGAUUUACUGGAAUCAGGAGGAUUUACUGGAAUCAGGGUGUCAGUAUCAGGAGGAUUUACUGGAAUCAGGGUGUCAGUAUCAGGAGGGAUAUACUGGAAUCUAGGUGUCAGUAUCAGGAGGGAUUUACUGGCAUCUGGGUGUCGGUAUCAGGAGGAAUUUACUGGAAUCUGGGUGUCGGUAUCAGGAGGGAUUUACUGGAAUCACGGUGUCAGUAUCUGGAGGGAUUUACUGGAAUCUGGGUGUCGGUAUCAGGAGGGAUUUACUGGAAUCACGGUGUCAGUAUCAGGAGGAUUUACUGGAAUCAGGGUGUCAGUAUCAGGAGGGAUUUACUGAUAUCAGGGUGUCAGUAUCAGGAGGGAUAUACUGGUAUCAGGAUGUCAGUAUCAGGAGGGAUAUACUGGAAUCAGGGUGUCAGUAUCUGGAGGAUUUACUGAUAUCAGGGUGUCAGUAUCAGGAGGGAUUUACUGGAAUCUGGGUAUCAGUAUCUGGAGGGAUAUACUGGAAUCAGGGUGUCAGUAUCAGGAGGGAUUUACUGAUAUCAGGGUGUCAGUAUCGGGAGGGAUAUACUGAUAUCAGGGUGUCAGUAUCAGGAGGGAUAUACUGGUAUCAGGAUGUCAGUAUCAGGAGGAUUUACUGGAAUCAGGGUGUCAGUAUCUGGAGGAUUUACUGAUAUCAGGGUGUCAGUAUCAGGAGGGAUUUACUGGAAUCAGGGUGUCAUUAUCAGGAGGGAUAUACUGGUAUCAGGAUGUCAGUAUCAGGAGGGAUAUACUGGAAUCAGGGUGUCAGUAUCGGGAGGUAUAUACUGGAAUCAGGGUGUCAGUAUCAGUAUACAUGAUUAUAGUACAUCUGUUGCUUAGUGUAUGAUCUUCUGUUGUUUUGACACAUUUUUUCAAUGCCGUUUUCCUUAAUCGAAAUUAGUGUUAAUAUAUCAUACAUGUAAAUAUUGAUUUUAAAAAUAUGUAUAUAAUGAUCUCAUUAUUCAACACUAUCAAAAUUGUAUAUAUUAAUUGAUGAUGUGAUACUUAUCUGAAUAUUUCAAUAUCAUUUGAUUUUAGAAUCCAAAAUGUUUAUAUUUUAAACCCAUCAUGUAUAAAAUUAACAUAUUUUUAUCUAUGAUUCUACUUCUGUGGAUGAAGAAGAAUGUUUGUAUAAAUAUAAGUGUGUACCUUACGACAUUUAUAAAGUUUAUCCUGCUUCUCAAGUGUUUGAAAGUCUUUAAAUCUUGAAAUUGGUACUCGAUUCAUAUAGUGUUUUCUUCUGUUUCAAUGUUUCUGAACGAUUGCUGUUUAUUAAGGUUUGUUUUUCUCACUUUCCUGGAGAUAAAGAUUAUUCUGUGGGUUGACCUCGGUUACAAUGAAAUUAGAUGAAAUCAUUCCAAGUGUGUUUAAUUAAUGCAAUUUCAAUGUCACAAGGGUGACAUUUUUAAAACCUUUGAAUUAAAGAAUACUCUCAUACCAAUAGCCUGUAGAGAUUGUGUCCUUCACGUUUGUUUAAAUAACUGACAUUGGAGGUAGCAUGGUCACGGAGACCCAUUGUGCUAAAAUUGUCAAAUUAUUCUAUAAUGAAUACCAUAUGAAUGUACCAACAACACCUACCAGUGUGUAAUUCAUCUCUUAUUCCUUGGUAGCGGUGUAAAAUUAUAUAAAAUUGUAUGUAUGCAUGUAUGUUGACAGGUUGCAAAUGCAAUAAAGUAAUAUUCUCUUUUAAAUGUGUUUAAACAAUGUGCAAACGUACUAUUGAAUAUCCAAUAGAUAAUCAGUUAAUUUCCAUGGUUGACCUGCUGUCAUUAAUAGUACUGGAUGACAGACACGUGGGAGAAUUUCGGCACUAGUGGAUCGUCCUGGUUGGUAAGGUUACAUAUGUAUGUCGGGUGUGGACACCUGGUGGGAGAGUUCGGCACCAGUAGAUUGUCCUGGAGGGUAAGGUAAUGUCGGGUGUAGACACCUGGUGGGAGAGUUCGGCACCAGUUGAUUGUCCUGGAGGGUAAGGUAAUGUCGGGUGUAGACACCUGGUGGGAGAAUUCGGCACCAGUUGAUUGUCCUGGAGGGUAAGGUAAUGUCGGAUGUAGACACCUGGUGGGAGAGUUCGGCACCAGUUGAUUGUCCUGGAGGGUAAGGUAAUGUCGGGUGUAGACACCUGGUGGGAGAGUUCGGCACCAGUUGAUUGUCCUGGAGGGUAAGGUAAUGUUGGGCGUAGACACCUGGUGGGAGAGUUCGGCACCAGUAGAUUGUCCUGGUGGGUAAGGUAAUGUCGGGUGUAGACACCUGGUGGGAGAGUUCGGCACCAGUAGAUUGUCCUGGUGGGUAAGGUAAUGUCGGGUGUAGCAGUCUAAGAGUUCGGCACCAGUUGAUUGUCCUGGUGGGUAAUGUCCGAUGUAGACACCAGUAGGGAGAAUUUGGCACCAGUGGAUUGUCCUGGAGGUAAAAAUGUUGUCAGAUAAAGACAACGCUAGGUUUAAUAGGACAUGAUUAUAAAGGCUUACAUGUGUGUUUGAUGUCGGCAGUAAAUCACAUACAAUUUCAAUUGUGUUUUCCGUGUUUACAAUAUAUGUUAUAACUAUGAGGAGUUUGUCCCGGAGGAGUUUGGGGAAGGGUACCUAAGUAUAGUGUAUCAUGAUAUAGUGUAUUUCAAACAGAUUUUGAAUUGUUGUCACUAUAUACAAGAAAGUUUGACCCAUUUUUCAUAUUUCAUACUGACACUUGCAAUAAUUUAUCAUUUCUAGCGUGGAAAUAUGAUUUGCAGAAUAAACAACCAUCAGUAUCCAAAUGAUAACUAAAUUUACAAAUAGAAAUAUCUUAACUAGGGAAUUUGUUUUUAAAUACAUGUAUGACAAAUAUGUGUGGUUAAUAAGGUGAAGACAACUGAGCAUUGUCAUAUUUUGUUUGUAUGUAUCUAACCAGUUUUCAUAAUCCAGUUGGUAUCGACAGGUGAAAAGUCGGUUGAGAUAAUGAUACUUUGUGAGAUAUGUAUAUACAUACACUGCAUUUUUUAUAAUUAAUGAAGAUGAAUGAUGUAUUGUUUACAUUGUAACACUUAAUAUGUAACUGUGUAUUUUGUAAUUUAGUUUGGUGAUCAUUCGGAUUUCUAUAGAUACCUGUACAGUGUGUAUUUAUAUGUACACACUUUAUAUGCUUUAUUUAUACAGCUGUCAAAAUAUUCCCAUGACACUCAUUUUAAGCUCGCUUGUUUUGAAAAAAAAUAUUGCUAAACUUUUUUACCAUGGUUAUUAAGCUCGAAGACACAUAAUAAAUAAUCCGCUAAAACUGACUGCAGGCCCCAAAAUUCUGGCUUAUUUUUGUGCUAAAACUAUGCAUAGUAUAUAUUGCAGGCUCCAACAUUCGAAUGAUUCGUCUAUUCAUAAAGUGAUAAAACAGGUGACGGGCCUGUUUAAGCGGACUAAACAGUAGAUAAACCCAUAAAGGUAUUGACAAAGUCCGGGUGUGUUCUCCAUGGCACUUUCUCUAUUGGCCCAAUUUUUGGAGAACAAAAGAAUGUGUUUAUCUAGUAGAACAAUGACAAACCAAUAAUAGUCGGGUUUCAUAUGAAUUCACCUGUACUCAUUUAUCUGAGCUACCUGUAUAAAGAGGAGAAAGAUAUACAUUCAUGUAUCUCCUUGUUUUAUGAAAAAAUAAACAUUAAAAAAUGUAUAUUUACAUUUACAUCAUUUAAGUUGUAUUAAUGAAAUCAGUAAAAUAUACAACAGCUCUAUAUUAAAUUAUCAAUUGUACAUUUAUGGCGGUCAUCUUGAAUUUCGGACCAUCUCAGGAUCAUUUCAAGAAUCUUUGAGCUGAAUUUUCCUGGUGAGACUUCAGAAAUUUAAAUACCGGUAAGUGUUGUGCAGGAGAUCAUGAUUGUCCUACCAUGUUACAAAAUUUUCCUCUGUGUAUCUACAUGUACCUGCUAAAAAUACAAUUUUUUUUUGUACUUAAUGAUAGGUUUUCUUGUAUUGAUUUUUUAUUCUUUCUAUUUGCUAAGCAUGUAGAUAAAAUUUUGUUAGAUAUUUGCCCCAGUUAUUGAGGAAUUCCUUGGGCUUUCCCCUUUUGGUAACAUCAUUUAAUUUUGAUAUAUGUGAAUUUUAAAUAUCAUAUUCAGAUCAAUAUCUGUUAAGAAUUAGCCUUACUACAAUAAGCUUCUAGUGAAAUUGUUGUAUUUGGAUAAGAAUCUUUUCUUGUUCUGUGAGGGUUUAUGAUAGAGUAGAACAUGUAUGCUCAUUAGAUACAUGUCUGUUCUUUAAGGGUACCUAAUAAAUGGAUAUUAUAAUGUAUGAUGUGUUAUCAGAAAGCAAGUGAAAUGAAAUGCUCAUGUUACUGACAUUUCAGUAAAUGUCAGUUUUGAUUAUUAUGAAGCAAAAAAAAAUCAGUUGGUUUUGGUACUCGAAUAAUAAACAAAGGUACUAAAUAC